Messenger RNA from Arctia plantaginis, 921 nucleotides. The record is from the annotation of a GenBank genome assembly. NCBI's taxonomy places the organism in Eukaryota, Metazoa, Arthropoda, Insecta, Lepidoptera, Erebidae.
AUGGCUUCAUUAAUUAAAACAAUUGGAUUUAACCAAUCAAGAAAAAGCAUUUCAAACUUUUUGCUUCGUGCCUACUCAUCAAACACAGAGGUACCUCAGUUUGAGACCCUAGCUGUGUCUGUACCCAAAAAAAAUGUUUUCCAUGUGGAGCUAAAUAGACCUAAAAAGGCAAAUACAUUCAGUAAAGCCAUGUGGUCGGAACUAAACCAGUGUUUCUCAUCUCUGAGUAAUAAUCCAGAAUGCAGAGUGAUAGUUUUAUCUGGUCAAGGAAAGAAUUUUACUGGAGGCAUAGAAUUAAACAGUUUAGUGGAAAUGGCGGCUGCAGCUGAAGAACUUUCGGAUACAGCGAGGAAAGCACGCUUUCACUACCACUUUAUCAAAUAUGCACAGGAUGGCAUAACAGCGCUAGAAGACUGCGUAAAGCCAGUACUGACUGUGAUACACAGCGCAUGCGUGGGCGCUGGUGUUGAUCUCGUCACAGCUGCAGAUAUUAGAUACUGUACAGAAGAUUCAUGGUUCCAAGUGAAGGAGGUUGAUGUUGGACUAGCAGCUGAUGUUGGCACAUUGCAACGGUUACCAAAAGUGAUUGGCAAUGACUCCAUAGCCCGCGAGUUAUGCUUAACCGGUAGAAAAUUCGAUGCCAAGGAAGCUAAAGAAAUCGGACUGGUUAGCAAAGUAUUUCCCGACAAAGAUAGUGCUUUGAACCACGUUAUGGAAUUAGCAGUGAACAUAGCAGCCAAGAGUCCCGUUGCUGUCCAGACCACCAAGAUGAGCAUGGUGUACUCGCAGAGCAGACCUAACCCAGACGGACUCGAACACGUACGCUUGUUGAACGCUGUGAUGAACCAAGGAGAAGAUCUACCGAAAGCAGCCAUGGCACAAGCUACCAAGAGCCCCCCACCGGAGUUUGACAACUUAUAA